CAAGGGGGAGCUCGAACGUCUCCCUCACACACGGCAGCGGCGGUUCCUUUGUCCCCCCCAGAAAGAGACCCCGGGCCGCCCGCCCGCCCGCCCGCUCGCUCGCUUCCCCGGCGGGGAUGGACCCCGCGAGCGGCUCCUCCCGGGACGGGCACGCACUGGAUUAAAAACUGGUAAUCCUGAGACCUCAAUCCCUCCAUCAUCACCACAUGGACUCUGGGCUGUGAGAUAUUAGAGACCUCAAUGUCCACAGGAUACUGGUUUGAGCAAUUCCAUUGAAGAUGUCCACUCCAGAUCCUCCAAUGGGAGGAACUCCUCGCCCAGGUCCUUCUCCUGGACCCGGCCCAUCACCUGGUGCAAUGUUGGGCCCCAGUCCUGGACCCUCGCCUGGCUCUGCACAUAGUAUGAUGGGACCCAGCCCUGGACCACCUUCAUCAGGACACGCUAUACCACCUCAGGGGUCUGGGGGCUAUGCUCAGGACAACAUGCAUCAGAUGCACAAGCCAAUGGAUUCCAUGCAUGAGAAGGGAAUAUCUGAUGAUCCUCGGUACGGCCAGAUGAAGGGGAUGGGAAUGAGGCCAGGUGGGCACACGGGAAUGGGUCCUCCUCCAAGCCCAAUGGAUCAGCAUUCUCAAGGUUACCCUUCUCCGCUUGGCGGUUCUGAGCAUGCCUCAAGCCCAGUUCCAGCUAACGGUCCGUCCUCUGGCUCUCAAAUGUCCUCUGGUCCUGGAGGAGUCCCGUUAGAUGGUACUGACCCACAAGCAUUAGGACAACAGAAUCGGGGCCCAACCCCUUUUAACCAGAACCAGCUGCAUCAGUUAAGAGCUCAGAUCAUGGCCUAUAAGAUGCUUGCCAGAGGGCAGCCGUUACCUGACCAUCUUCAGAUGGCAGUGCAGGGAAAGAGACCAAUGCCCGGAAUGCAGCAGCAAAUGCCGACGCUACCUCCACCCUCUGUAUCUGGGACAGGACCAGUGCAAGGAGCAGGGCCUGGGCCUGGACCAGGACCAACACCUCCAAAUUACAACAGACCUCAUGGUAUAGGAGGGCCUAACAUGCCUCCUCCUGGACCCUCAGGAGUUCCCCCAGGAAUGCCUGGGCAGCCCCCUGGUGCACCCCCAAAGCCCUGGCCUGAAGGACCAAUGGCAAAUGCUGCUGCCCCCACUAGCACACCUCAGAAACUGAUUCCUCCUCAGCCAACUGGCCGUCCUUCACCAGCACCCCCGGCGGUACCUCCUGCAGCAUCUCCUGUAAUGCCACCCCAAACUCAGUCACCCGGGCAGCCAGCCCAGCCUGCCCCCAUGGUGCAGCUCCAUCAGAAGCAGAAUCGUAUCACACCGAUCCAGAAGCCAAGAGGACUUGACCCAGUGGAAAUCCUUCAGGAGAGGGAAUACAGAUUGCAGGCUCGCAUUGCUCACAGAAUUCAAGAACUAGAAAACCUGCCCGGGUCCUUGGCUGGUGACCUGAGAACCAAAGCUACCAUUGAACUUAAAGCACUAAGACUGCUUAACUUCCAGAGACAGCUGCGCCAGGAAGUCGUGGUGUGCAUGAGACGAGACACGGCCCUGGAAACGGCGCUGAAUGCCAAGGCAUACAAACGCAGCAAGCGGCAGUCCCUGCGCGAGGCUCGCAUCACAGAGAAACUGGAGAAACAACAGAAGAUCGAGCAAGAACGGAAACGCAGACAAAAGCACCAGGAAUACCUCAAUAGCAUUCUCCAGCAUGCCAAGGAUUUCAAAGAAUACCAUCGAUCUGUCACGGGCAAAAUUCAGAAGCUUACGAAAGCUGUGGCUACUUACCAUGCUAACACUGAGCGUGAGCAGAAGAAAGAGAAUGAGAGGAUUGAGAAAGAGCGAAUGCGCAGGUUGAUGGCUGAGGAUGAAGAAGGGUACCGUAAGCUUAUUGACCAGAAGAAAGACAAGCGCUUGGCGUACCUACUCCAGCAGACAGACGAGUACGUGGCCAACCUGACCGAGCUGGUGCGACAACACAAGGCCGCACAGGUGGCAAAGGAGAAGAAGAAGAAGAAGAAGAAGAAGAAGGCAGAGAAUGCAGAAGGGCAAACUCCUGCAAUUGGACCAGAUGGCGAACCUCUGGAUGAGACCAGCCAAAUGAGUGAUCUCCCUGUGAAAGUGAUCCAUGUGGAAAGCGGUAAAAUCCUUACCGGCACAGACGCUCCAAAAGCUGGACAGCUGGACACCUGGUUGGAAAUGAACCCAGGAUAUGAAGUAGCUCCCAGAUCUGACAGUGAAGAAAGUGGAUCGGAGGAGGAGGAAGAGGAGGAGGAAGAGGAACAGCCACAACCUGCUCAGCCUGCCCUGCCUGUGGAGGAAAAGAAGAAGAUCCCAGAUCCAGACAGUGACGAUGUGUCAGAAGUCGAUGCCAGGCACAUUAUUGAAAAUGCUAAGCAAGAUGUUGAUGAUGAGUAUGGGGUCUCCCAAGCUCUGGCGAGGGGAUUGCAAUCUUACUACGCUGUGGCCCACGCGGUCACUGAACGAGUGGACAAACAGUCUACGCUCAUGGUCAAUGGCGUCCUCAAACAAUACCAGAUUAAAGGUUUGGAGUGGCUCGUCUCUUUGUACAAUAAUAAUCUGAAUGGUAUCCUGGCGGAUGAGAUGGGUCUGGGCAAAACUAUCCAGACCAUCGCUUUAAUCACAUACCUCAUGGAGCACAAGCGUAUCAAUGGACCCUUCCUCAUUAUCGUGCCUCUCUCAACAUUGUCAAACUGGGCAUAUGAAUUUGACAAAUGGGCUCCUUCUGUGGUGAAGGUCUCCUACAAGGGCUCUCCAGCAGCAAGACGGGCAUUUGUACCUCAGCUUCGAAGUGGGAAGUUUAAUGUCUUGCUUACAACCUACGAGUACAUCAUCAAAGAUAAGCACAUUCUUGCCAAGAUUCGCUGGAAGUACAUGAUUGUUGAUGAAGGUCACAGAAUGAAGAAUCACCACUGUAAGCUAACCCAAGUCCUCAACACACACUACGUAGCUCCGCGUCGUUUGCUGCUGACAGGAACUCCACUACAGAAUAAGCUGCCAGAGCUGUGGGCUCUACUCAAUUUCCUCCUUCCCACCAUCUUCAAGAGCUGUAGCACAUUUGAGCAGUGGUUUAAUGCUCCAUUUGCCAUGACUGGAGAGAAGGUGGAUUUGAAUGAAGAAGAAACUAUUCUGAUUAUCCGUCGUUUGCACAAAGUGCUGCGUCCCUUCCUGCUAAGGCGGUUAAAGAAGGAGGUGGAAGCACAGCUGCCUGAAAAGGUGGAGUAUGUGAUCAAGUGUGACAUGUCAGCAUUACAGAGGGUGCUGUAUAGACACAUGCAGGCCAAGGGAGUGCUGCUCACUGAUGGCUCGGAGAAGGAUAAAAAGGGCAAAGGUGGUACAAAAACCCUGAUGAACACCAUCAUGCAGCUGAGGAAGAUCUGUAACCAUCCGUACAUGUUUCAGCACAUAGAGGAAUCCUUUUCAGAGCACUUAGGUUUCACUGGAGGUAUUGUACAGGGACUAGACCUGUACCGAGCAUCUGGCAAAUUUGAGCUCCUAGACAGGAUUCUUCCCAAACUACGAGCCACCAACCACAAGGUGCUGCUGUUCUGUCAGAUGACCUCACUCAUGACCAUCAUGGAAGACUACUUUGCAUACCGUGGCUUCAAAUACCUCAGGCUGGAUGGAACCACUAAAGCUGAAGACCGUGGCAUGUUGCUGAAGACCUUCAAUGAGCCAGGCUCGGAAUAUUUCAUUUUCCUGCUGAGCACUCGGGCCGGAGGGCUGGGACUGAACUUACAGUCUGCAGAUACUGUGAUUAUUUUUGACAGUGACUGGAAUCCGCACCAGGAUUUGCAGGCACAGGACCGAGCGCACCGUAUCGGGCAGCAGAAUGAGGUGCGCGUGCUCCGCCUCUGCACCGUGAACAGCGUGGAGGAGAAGAUCCUGGCUGCAGCCAAGUACAAGCUGAAUGUUGAUCAGAAGGUCAUCCAGGCUGGCAUGUUUGACCAGAAAUCCUCCAGCCAUGAGCGGAGAGCUUUCCUCCAGGCUAUCCUAGAGCACGAGGAGCAGGAUGAGAACAGAUACAGCACGGGCAGCGGCAGUGGCAGUGCAAGCUUCCCCCACACUGCCUCAACCCUGUGCCUGAACCCUGACUUGGAGGAACCACCUCUAAAGGAAGAAGAUGAAGUUCCCGACGAUGAAACAGUCAACCAGAUGAUUGCCCGUCAUGAGGAGGAAUUUGACCUUUUUAUGCGCAUGGACCUGGACCGCAGGCGGGAGGAGGCACGUAACCCAAAGCGAAAGCCACGUCUAAUGGAAGAGGAUGAGCUGCCAUCCUGGAUUAUUAAGGAUGAUGCUGAAGUGGAGAGGCUCACGUGUGAGGAGGAGGAGGAGAAGAUGUUUGGGCGAGGGUCACGUCACCGUAAGGAGGUGGACUACAGUGACUCGCUUACCGAGAAGCAGUGGCUCAAGGUAUACAUGGCUAUAGAGGAGGGCACGCUGGAGGAGAUCGAGGAGGAGGUUCGUCAGAAGAAAUCUUCCCGCAAACGCAAGCGAGAUGUUGACGUUGGCUCUGCCACCCCGACUACCAGCACCCGGAGCCGGGACAAAGACGAUGAUAGCAAAAAGCAGAAAAAGCGCGGCAGGCCUCCCGCCGAAAAGCUCUCCCCAAACCCCCCCAACCUCACCAAAAAAAUGAAGAAGAUCGUGGAUGCUGUGAUUAAAUAUAAGGACAGUAGUAGUGGACGCCAGCUUAGCGAAGUCUUCAUCCAGCUGCCUUCUCGCAAGGAGCUCCCGGAGUACUACGAGCUCAUCCGCAAGCCAGUGGAUUUCAAAAAAAUAAAGGAACGCAUCCGCAACCACAAGUACCGCAGCCUGAAUGACCUGGAGAAGGAUGUCAUGCUGCUGUGUCAGAACGCACAAACCUUUAAUCUGGAAGGCUCUCUGAUCUACGAAGACUCGAUAGUGCUGCAGUCUGUCUUCACCAGCGUGAGGCAGAAAAUUGAGAAAGAGGAAGACAGUGAAGGUGAGGAGAGUGAGGAGGAGGAGGAAGGAGAAGAGGAAGGAUCUGAAUCCGAGUCUCGCUCCGUCAAGGUGAAGAUCAAGCUGGGCAGAAAGGAGAAAGCACAAGACCGGCUAAAGGGUCGCAGGCGCACCAGCCGCGGCUCCCGGGCCAAGCCAGUGGUUAGUGACGACGAUAGUGAAGAGGAGCAGGAAGAGGAUCGCUCGGGAAGUGGCACCGAAGAUGAUUAAGCAACAUUCCAUGGCCCAGACCACCAGAGCCGACCUUUCCAAAGCGGACGUGCUGCAUCCCUUUAGCUCUAACGGGUAGCAACAAAUGUAGUAUCAGACUUCAGUAAACUGUAUAAAACUCUUCCAUAUUUAUACUGCAGAGAAGAUGUAGGACUGUUUGUGUCUUGCCUUGUCCUGACAUCAGUAGCGUUUGUUACAGCAUUAACUGUUUAAGAGAAUUAUGAAUCGGGGAACACGUGAUAUCUAUUUUUUCUUUUUAUGGCAGUACUGUUUCAGUUGCAGUAUUGAAUCACUGUAGUUUUAAACUGUGGAUGCAUGUGUGUAGCAGUCCACUCCUAGUACUGUAGUUUAUUAAACCGGUCAGACCGCCAGCUGCCCGCUAGUUGACAAGGGUGGCGGCGGUGACUGUGUGUGUCAAUGUCACUGGAUUUCAAACAGUAAUAAAUUAAACAGAAUGUUA
Molecule: messenger RNA, 5679 nt
Organism: Caretta caretta (loggerhead turtle)
Lineage: Eukaryota; Metazoa; Chordata; Testudines; Cheloniidae
Gene: SMARCA4
Product: SWI/SNF related BAF chromatin remodeling complex subunit ATPase 4
Biological process (GO): regulation of DNA-templated transcription
Cellular component (GO): nucleus
Molecular function (GO): ATP binding; histone binding
Source: RefSeq, a predicted model, not a curated record